Molecule: messenger RNA, 4160 nt
Organism: Cydia splendana
Lineage: Eukaryota; Metazoa; Arthropoda; Insecta; Lepidoptera; Tortricidae
Gene: Smurf
Product: E3 ubiquitin-protein ligase SMURF2
Exons: 12
Coding region: 123-2522 (799 amino acids)
Biological process (GO): protein polyubiquitination; negative regulation of BMP signaling pathway; proteasome-mediated ubiquitin-dependent protein catabolic process
Cellular component (GO): cytoplasm
Molecular function (GO): ubiquitin protein ligase activity; protein binding
Source: RefSeq, a predicted model, not a curated record
AAUGAAAUCUCAGAACAGAAAGAAAAAUGGUGGCUGAUGGUUUGUGAAACACUUUAGCUGAGGUGAUAGAAAUACAGAAUUAAAAUGUUUUAAGUGUUAUUAUUAGUUAAAAUUAUGGUAAAAUGUCGACUCCUGCAUCGGAACGAAAGUAUGGAGCUCAAAAGAUUCGCCUCACAAUUGUUUGUGCAAGGAAUUUGGCGAGGAGAGAUCUCUUUCGAAUGCCAGAUCCGUUUGCCAAAAUAUCAGUCAAUGGAAGUGCUCAGGUAUACACAACAAAUGCUGUGAAAGCAACCCUGGAUCCAAAAUGGAAUACACACUAUGAUUUAUACCUCACUAAAGCAGAUGGAAUUACAAUCAGUGUAUGGAACCAGAGAAAAGUGCAGAAACGACAAGGAUCUGGGUUCCUCGGCUGUGUCCGCAUCCAGCCAUCAACAGUGCACAAGUUAAAGGACACUGGCUAUCAAUGCCUCGAACUGUGCGAAGACGGCUCUGGCGAGACAUGUGGGGUCCGAGGGCAAGUGAUAGUGUCCCUAAUGUCCCGAGACGGGACGCGGGGCGAGCCCGCCUCCGCCGCGGGCGAGGGCUCUCCGCUGGCGGUAGUAGGCCCGGCAGGAGAUGUCAGAGCUCCAAGGGAACCUGCAGCGAACACUCAGAAGCCAUUGCCACAACAUUGGGAGGAGAGAUUCACGGCUAGUGGCAGAGCGUACUACGUGAACCACGCCCUUCGCCUGACGCAGUGGGAGCGGCCCGCGCCCGACCCGCGCGUCCCUCAUUCCCCCACCUCCCCCGCCUCGCCCGCCCCCGGCUCGCCCCUCACCCCCGCGACGCCCCUCACCUCGCCGCUGGCGUCGCCCGUCACACCGGUCGCCUCCCCGGCCACUUCGCCUACGUCGGACACCGAUGUUAACAAUGCGACCUCUAUCUCCAUGAGGCCCGAACCGCAGCCGCAAACUGCGGCGCGACGACAACCACCAGCGCCUGCGAGCUCCACUCCCACAUCUCCGACCACACCUGCAAUACCCGUGGCCGCCGAUUUACCUCCGGGAUACGAAAUGCGCACCACAGCCCAAGGGCAAGUGUACUUCUACAACAGCGGCACCGGGUCGUCGACGUGGCACGACCCGCGCGUGCCCACGCACCUGCGGCACUGCUCGGUGGCGGCGGGCCCGCUGCCGCCCGGCUGGGAGAUGCGGCACGCGCCUUCCGGCCGCCCCUACUUCGUCGACCACAACAACAAGACCACGCAGUUCACUGACCCGAGGCUCGCGUUGUCCGCGAGGCCGCCGGCACCGGAGCCCGCAGCCGCGCCGGCCCCGCCGGCGGCGCCGCCGGGCGAGGCGGGUGACGAGUUGCCGCGCUACAAGAGAGAUCUGGCCGCUAAGGCUCGCGUGCUACGCGCUGAAUUGCAGGCGCUGCAGCCACAGACGGGACACUGUCGGAUAGAGGUUUCACGCACUCAAGUCCUCGAAGAGUCCUACCGAUUGGUAAUGAAGCUCCGAGGCAAGGAGCUCCGCAAACGGCUGCUAGUGAAGUUCCGAGACGAAGAGGGCCUCGACUACGGCGGUGUAGCCCGAGAGUGGCUCCAUCUGUUGGGAGGGGAGCUGUUUAACCCCCACUACGGACUGUUCCAGUACGCGAAUGCUGGCGAUGACCGAUAUGCGUUGCAGAUUAAUGCUGAUUCUGGGGUGAAUCCCGAGCAUCUCUCGUACUUCCACUUCGCUGGCCGCAUCCUCGGCGUAGCUCUGUUCCACGGGCACCAGCUCGACGCGGCCUUCACGGCGCCCUUCUACAAGCAGCUCCUCGGCCGCCCCAUCACGCUCCGCGACAUCCGGGACGUGGACCCGGAGCUGCAUCGCUCCCUGUCUUGGAUGCUGGAGAACAGCAUCGCUGGAGUCAUAGACACAACGUUCUCCGUGGAAUGUUCGUCGUUCGGCGCCGUCCGCAGCGUGGAGCUGCGGGCCGGCGGCGCCGCGGAGCCGGUGACGGACGCCAACAAGCGCGAGUACGUGCGGCUGUACGUGGCGCACCGCUUCACGCGCGGCGCCGAGCGGCAGUGGCUGGCGCUGCAGCGCGGGCUGGCCGACGUGGUGCCGCCGCAGCUGCUGCGGCCGCUGUCGCCGCGCGACCUGCAGCCGCUGCUGGCGGGCCGCGCCGACCUGGACCCGGCCGACUGGCGCCGCCACACGCGCCUCAAGCACGUGACCGCCGACGCGGCCAUCGUGGGCUGGUUCUGGGAGGUGGUGGAGCAGUUCGACGCCGAGAUGCGCGCGCGGCUGCUGCAGUUCGUGACGGGGUCGCGGCGCGUGCCGCUGGCCGGCUUCCGCGCGCUGCAGGGCUCCACGGGCGCCGCGGCGCCGCGCCUCUUCACGCUGCACCUGGUGGCCGACGCGUCGCCGGACUCGCUGCCGAAGGCCCACACGUGCUUCAACCGCCUCGAUCUCCCGCCCUACCCUACGAAGGAGAAGCUUCACGAUAAGCUGAAGCAGGCCGUUUUGGAGACGGCCGGUUUCGCUGUCGAGUGACGGCGCGAACGAUAUUAUUAGUGGCUUGUAUAUAUCGUCGACUCUGUAAUGAGUCGAGCUGGGGAAAAAGGAACGUUAGCGCGGUUGGCGCUCGUGUCGUAAAACACGUUAUUGUCGAAACGCCGAUAAUGGGAGCGCCCGCAGCCCUGCCUUCCCUUCUUCCUUAAAAACGACACAUUAUUGUAGCCUCUCGAGUCCUAAGCUGUUGCGACUAGUCUGAGUUGUGUUGAAUAGAGGAUGAGACUGACUGAAUUUCUAAAUUAGUAAACAUGACAAAGAUGAUAUUCCCAUGAAUUAGAUUAUUAUUAUACAAAUUUGGAAUCGAAAAAGAUAUGGAUAGUUUACAAUUGUUACAGAUUACUUAAGCUUCUCAUAACUUUUGCUACAAAUUAACCGCGACGUAUAUCCGCGACCUUGUGAUAAAGUCUGUACUUUGAUAUUUGUACAUUUUUACCAUCUUUUCAAAAUAGCGGAUAUCUAUAUCUUAUAUAUAUAAGGAUUGGCUUUUUACCUUUUGUUAUAAAAAGUCUUUGUGGUCACUUAUGAUUAUGACAAGUAGGAAAAAGACAUAUUCAAGACAACUGAGUUAGUGCUUUAAUUUUAUAGAUUUACUACUAUAGGUACUCAAUAUUAUUUUGCUUAUAUCUGUUGACUUUUUUAGAUUAAUUUAGUCUAAAUUUUAUACCCAGUAGGUGUCGGUUGCACAAAUAAUAACGAUGUGAGUAUUUUAACUGACGAGGAACUUUCAUUUCAAUUAUUGAUUAUGCUCAAAAUCAGUGUAUUAUCAUAAGUUGUAUUGCCAUAUGAAUGAGAAACAUUGUGUUUUUCUAGCGAGUGGGCUUCCACAUGCUUUUAUUGACUUUCCGUUAUUAUAAAUGCAAAUCAUAUAAAUUUAAUGUGACGUUUUCAACUACUUCGUCGGUUGUUGAUAAGGUUGACUUCAAAUUGAAGCUAUAUGGAAAUAGCACCUUAUUGACAACCGACGAUAGUACCCUUUCGGUUGGGAAUGGCACAAAUAACCGCACAACGUAGUAUAGUUUUAUAUACCAUUUAUUUAUUUAUGUAUACCAUGUUAUGUUUACGAUUCUAUUGAUUGACUAAGUAGCUCCUGCUGAUAUGUACAAAGAUGUGUGAAUUACUAAGUACCUAUGUAUUUUUGUAAACUAUAUAAUAUUAUGUAUCAUAUUUACAAGCUAGUACAAAUUUAACGAUGCAUCUAUAGUAAUUUCCUCGUAAUUUCACAAUUGCCAGGUAUUUAUGCUGAAGCUGUGCUGAUGCCUUGACUGAGCACACAAAUACAUAUUAAAUAAAUUUAAGGGCGUGCUUACACUAGGUCGUCUAUCACCAACAUAACCAUGCUUUUACCCAUUAGAAACGACAGUCUACCAAAUGUAAAUACGCUCUUAUUUUCAAAUGCAGACAACAAGAAUUUUGUCAAUUAUAUUAACACAAUGAUUAUUCGAUUAUUUAUACAAAUAUAAUAUCAUAUUCAAUUCGCGUAUUUGUAAAUAUUUAGAGGUGACAAGGAUCAGUGCCUUUUAGUUGCUUAAGAAAAUAUAGUGUUUAAUUUUAAACUGAUAUGAAAUGAUUUAUUAUUAGUAUUUAAAAGCAUAUAAUUAAAGUAUUUUUGCACAAUAA